AUGGGGUCGGUGUGCUUUAAAGCCCAAAAGGAAGCGGAAGAGGGGGAGAGAGAGCAGAAUAAAUCAAGGGAAGAGCAGCGGCAGCAGGCACAACCCGAAUCUGGUCAGUCCCAGCAGCAGCAGCAGCAACAGCAGGAGGCGGAGGGAGCAGUGGCAGAGAAGCGGCAGCAGGAACAGCCACAAUCCGACGAGCAGAGACAACCGUCCGAUGGUGCUGUACUUACGGAUCAAGGGCCUGGGAAAGCCCAGCCAUCCGAGCAACAGCAGGCCGCACAUGGAGACAGGGCGGCGGAAAGUAACGGCAUACCAGCAGGACCAGCAGCGUCACAACCCCUAAUGCAAAUACAGCCACAGGCACAGCCCCAGCAAGAUACAGCAACAGAAUCGUCAGCAGCACCAGCUUACAACAGUAGCGACAGCAGCAGGAACAACAACACCAGUGGCGGUGGCACUGGCGGUGGUAACGGCAGUGGCAAGGCAGCAGCAGGCCCUGAGUUUCGACGAAUGGCACUGGAGGAGCUGAUGGCAGCUACAAACAAUUUUAGUGAGAAGAACGUGGUAUCAGAGGGCGGGAGGCAGGCACUGAACGUGGUGUACCGGGGGGUGCUGGGGCCGGAAGGGCUGCAAGUGGCAGUGAAGCGGUUCCAGAAGAAGGAGUGGGAGGACGCACAGCAGUUCGCGGCAGACGCCACGGCAGUAGGCAGCAUUCGCUACCCGGGGCUCACAUCGCUGCUGGGUUUCUGCUGUGAGGGCGAGCACCGGCUGCUGGUGUCUGAAUUCAUGCCCAACUGCACCCUCGCCCAACACUUGUUCCACUGGGAGCAGCGCCCCAUGUCCUGGCUGGCACGGCUGGCAGUGGCCAUGCGUGUGGCUCAAGCACUGGAGCAUCUGGGGAGGGAGGAGGGAAUGCCUGUGUAUCAUGACCUCAAUCCUUACAAAGUGCUGCUGGAUAAGGACAACGAACCCAAGCUCUCAUGUUUCGGCCUCAUCAAGCCUCUUAAGGACGGUCGCUACAGUUCCAAUCUUGACUACUUACCUCCGGAGCAGCUGCUACAUGGGCGGGUGACAGCAGAGAGUGUGGUAUACAGCUUUGGACUCAUCCUUCUGGCCCUCUUUAGCGGCAAGAGUAUUCGUCCCACACAGUUCCUGGAGAUGGUGGAGGAGAAGCAGGACCUAUCCCUCCUGCUAGACAGCAACCUCCUCUCCCACGCACCAAGCGUUGAUUUCGCCCUCGAGCUCGUGCCGCUCAUUGCCGAGUGUCUCAAGAAGGACCCGGGGGAGCGGCCCCCCAUGGACAGCAUUGCAGAGUUCCUUGGGAUACUGGACGACCGCAGCAGGGGCAUCGGCAAUUCACUUGGCCUUGCGGAGGAUGGAGAGGAGAGGGAGGGGGGCGGCGCUCCUGCUGCAGCAGCUGCUGCUGCAGCAUCAGCGUUGGCCCGUGCAGCCAUGGAAGGGGACUGGGAGGUGCUGCAUCGGAGGCUGGUCACUGUGGCGUUCACUCCGCCACAGGAGCCAUCGUUUGAGGUCUGGAAUGCCGAGAUACAGGACCUGGUGCCGUCCAGGCAGAGGGGAGACAAGGCGUUCAAGAGCCAGCAGUGGGAAGAGGCGAUUGCUCUCUACACCAAGUUCCUCAAGUGCGACUCUCCCCCUAUCCCCAUGCUGUUUGCACGGCGUUGCUUGUCCCAUUUGCAACUGGGGCACUGGGAAGAAGCUUACCAGGACGCCCUGCAGGCCCAGCACUCCAAACCUGCGUGGCCCGAGGCAACCUACCUAGUGGCCGUACAUGCAGCAUCACAUUAUCAUGCUCACUUCCAUAUUGCUCUUUUGUUCAUGUCCUCCCUCUCCCUCCCAGGCCCAGCAGUCAAAACCCCCGUGGCCCGAGGCAACCUACCUAGUAGCCGCUGCACUGAUUCGAUUGGGAAGGGCUGA
This is a messenger RNA of Closterium sp. Naga37s-1, 1929 nucleotides long. NCBI's taxonomy places the organism in Eukaryota, Viridiplantae, Streptophyta, Zygnematophyceae, Desmidiales, Closteriaceae. The record is from the annotation of a GenBank genome assembly.